AUGGUCAGAAGAAUUCUGGAAAAAAUUGAUGGUAUAAGUAGAAAAAAGGACAAUAACGGUUGGACUCCACUUCACUUGGCUGCAUACUUCGGCUUUCCAAGCAUGGUUGAGCAGUUGUUGGAUAAAGAUAGAGAAGUAGCAUACAUGAAAGACACAAAGAGUAUGACACCUCUUCAUAUUGCAGCUCAACAUGGUAAUUAUUUGGCAAUGAAGGUGAUUGUAGAAAGGUGUCCAGAUUGUUGCGAACUGGUUGAUAACAGAGGUUGGAAUGUACUCCAUUUUGCUAUCAAAGGAAGGAGGAGUUAUAAGCUAAACACUAUCGUGGAUAUUAUAAUAGAAAAUUGGUCUUUCAGUAACCUUUUGAAUGAGAAGAAUGCCGAUGGGGAUACACCUCUUCAUUUCUAUGCCACUACUUCUUCGGAAUCAUUAUUAAAGUUAAAGAAGUUCGUUAGUCACCCUCGACUCGACGAGAUGGCCUUCAACAAACAACACCUCAACGCGUGGGAUAUCUCUGCCGCAACUGAAAAACGUUCAUGGACAGAGAGGUCUAUAAUUCAGCGUGAAUUGCAUGGACUACCUCAACGAGUAAUAACUUUUGAGGAUGAGGACAAGGGUGGAGACAAGAUAGAUGAAGAUUCGAUAUCUUUGUUGCGGAACGCAUCCGAAGCCCAUUUGGUAGUAGCUACACUGAUUACAACCGUGACAUUUGCAGCAUGUAUUACCAUGCCUGGGGGUUUCGCGGGUAGUGGAGAAGGUUCACACCCAGGCUCUGCACUUCUAAAAAAAAAUACUGCUUUCAAAGCAUUCGUUAUCAUAGAUACUUUAUCCAUGGUGUUGUCAAGUUCUGCCGUCUUUAUUCACCUAGUGACGCCAUUUUUUUUUGGCAAAAAUUCCAAUAAAAAACAUGGCCUGUAUCUUGUCGUGCUGGCCUACCAACUCAUUUUGGGGGCCAUGAUAACAAUGGUACUAGCAUUUGUCACAGGCACAUAUGCUGUGUUAAUGCAUUCCUUGGAUCUUGCCAUUGCCAACUGUAUCAUUGGCCUAACUUUCUUCGUUAUCCUCUUCCUUGUGUUUAAAAAAUUGACAAAGGAUGCGAUGAAGCGAUAACUAACAUGUAAAAGAAGAGAUCAAGGAUGUUUCAUUCAGAUGCGAUAUCUGAUCGACAAUCAUAUUAAGUGAGAAGUGUAGUCUGAAUGAGUUUUCUUGUUACUUAAUUUGGCAUGUUACGAAUUGAUGAUCCAUGUAUAAUACCUUACAUUC
Molecule: messenger RNA, 1260 nt
Organism: Corylus avellana
Lineage: Eukaryota; Viridiplantae; Streptophyta; Magnoliopsida; Fagales; Betulaceae
Source: RefSeq, a predicted model, not a curated record